UGAUUGAUAAUUUACUUUUCAAUUUACAGAAUAUUAUGGAUAUUGUUUGGCAGAUACUUAUUGCAGUUUUCAUAGUGAUACUGACAGCACUGGUCAUUCUGAAACUGUAUGUGGAGAGUAUUAAAGGAAAAUGCACAAGUGACGUAGAUCUUUCAGGAAAGGUUGCCAUAGUCACAGGGGCCAAUACAGGUAUAGGCUUCCACACAGCGUUAGACUUUGCAAGACGGAAUGCAAGAGUGAUUUUAGCUUGCCGUGACCUUGUUAAAGGUCAGAUGGCUGUAGAUAAGAUACAAGAAGAGACUGGAAAUAAAAAUGUUCUUGUUAUGAAGUUAGAUCUAAGUUUGAUGAAAUCUGUGAGGGAGUUUGUGAAGCUGUUCGAAGAGAAAGAGACAAGAUUAGACAUACUUGUCAACAAUGCAGGAAUGGCAGGUUUGCCAUUGACAAAAACAGAGGAAGGAUUUGAAGUGAUGUUUGCUACAAACCAUUUUGGACAUUUUCUUCUCACAAACCUUCUCAUGGACCUGCUAAAGAAGUCACAGCCCAGUAGAGUAGUGAAUGUAUCAUCCCUGGCACAUAACUGGUCAAAGGGGAUUGACUUUGAGAACCUGAGGGCAGAAAAAGACUAUUCUAUUCACAACUGUUACUUUGAUACCAAACUAGCAAAUAUCCUGUUUACUAGAGAACUGGCAAGAAGGACAGAAUGGACAGGAGUGACCACUUUAUGUUUACAUCCAGGGCCAGUUAAUACUAAAUUAUUGCAUGAUGCUUUCAAUCCUGUCCUAAAACCACUACAUCCUAUAGCUGCUGCAUGCUUUGUAAAGACACCUGAAGAAGGGGCUCAGACCUCUAUAUAUUGCUCAAUAAGCAAGGACAUCGAAGGGGUGUCCGGCAAGUAUUACGUAGACUGCAAAGAGGCUGAAGAGCAGAGUUCUGAGAUGAGCAAAGACAUGGGUGUUGCCAAGAAACUCUGGGAAAUAAGUGAACAGUACACAGGAUUAGCAGAAAAUAACUGAUUAGUUAUAUAAUUAUAUGCUUUACCAAUGAUGUGGUUUCUAUUGCUACAAAACAAAAUAAAUGAUUGUAUUAUCAUCCAGAAGUCUUUCCAUAGAAACAUUGUUAGUCAUUUCUUGUUCACUUUUAUAUUCAAUCUUUGACAAACGACAUCUAUAGCUUACGACAAAAGACUAUGUGCAGGAUUUUUCAUCUAGUUUUGAUCUCGAAGGUUGUUUUUUUUAUGCCUUAUCAUGAGUAUAUGUAUACAUAUCCUUUUGUUUUCUGUCUGACAAUUAGGUUUAAUGAUUUGAUUUUUGCAUGGAUUAUAAUAUACAUAAAUGUGAAUUAAAGGCCCAUUAUGGGUCAGAAACACUAUCAUUUUUAUUUCACAAAAACUUUUUAUCUUUGGUAUCUUGUUAAAGUUUCCCAAAACAUUUGCUAUAUAUACAUGAUCUAUCUUUUGCAUCUUUAGUUCUGUUGGCAAUUGGUAUAAUUAUUGUGAAUUAGUAUUUUGUAUGGAAGUCAAAAUACUACUUUUACAUUUUGCUACUUUUACAACACAUCGCUGCAUGUUCAGCGCUACUUUUUCAGUUGUUAAACAUCUAACAUGCUCUAAAUCCAUUAUUAAAUACACAUAUUUGACAUUUCUAAAGAAUUAAAAAAAUAGAAAUGUGUCCUUUGGACACGGGUGCCCCCACCGCACCACUGUUCUGUCAAUCUUUUUACUAAGUCAAGGGAAAUAACUCUACAAAUACUGGAUAAAUCCACAAGCAAAACCCCAGGUGCAAAUCUAAAUAUGCUGAGCAACCUGCCCAUAAGGUUUAAUGACUCUAUGUCAAAUACUUUUUGAGUAACUUGCGACACAAGUUGAAAAUUGCAAAAAAAUUCUAAGUCAAGGGCAAUAACUCUAACAAGAGGGCCAUGAUGGCCCUGAAGUCGCUCACCUGUAUAUAGGCCCCUGGAGCGGGGCCAGUUUAAACCCCUGGGCUUUUAUUUGAACAAACUUGGUAGACACCCAUUAGAAGAUGUUUCAUGCUAAACAUCUAAGGUCUAGCUCGUUGGGUUUUUUUAAAAGAAAUUUUUUCAAGUUUUUUCUUUACACAUAUAGAUAAAAACAAUGACACACCUGGGGCAGGGCCAGUUUUGACCCCAGGGCUUUUAUUUGAACAAUCUUUGUAGACACUUACUAGAAAAUGUUUCAUGCUUAAUAUCUAAACUCUAGCUAUUCGGGUUUUUUCAAAGAAGAUUUUUAAGUUUUUGCUAUACACAUAUACGGAAAAUCAAUGUCCCCCGGGAUGGGGCCAAUUUUGACCUCAGGGCUUUUAUUUGAGCAAACUUUGUAGACACUCACUAGAAGAUGCUUUGUGCUUAAUAUCUUAACUCUAGCUAUUUGAGUUUUUUUAAAGAAGAUUUUUUAAGUUUUUGUAAUACACAUAUAAGGAAAAUGAAUGAUCCCCGGGGCGGGGCCAAUUUUGACCCAAGGGCUUAUAUUUGAACAAACUUGGUAGACACUCAAGAAAAAAUGUUUCAUGCUUAGUAUCUAAACUCUAGCUAUUUGGUUUUUUUUUUUUUUUCAAAAAAGAUUUUUUAAGUUUUUGCUAUACACAUAUAAGGAAAAUCAAUGACCCCCCGGGCGGGGCAAAUUUUGAUCCCAGGGCUCAUUUUUGAACAAACUUGGUAGACAUCCAUUAGAACAUGUUUCAUGCUAAAUAUCUUAGCUCUAGCUCUUUCGGUUCUUUAAAAGAAGAUUUUUAAGUUUUUACUAUAUGCAUAUAGAGAAAAUCAAUGGCCCCCUGGGGCCGGGCCAAUUUUGACCCCAGGGCUUUUAUUUGAACAAACUUGGUAGACACCCAUUAGAAGA
Molecule: messenger RNA, 2854 nt
Organism: Ruditapes philippinarum (Manila clam)
Lineage: Eukaryota; Metazoa; Mollusca; Bivalvia; Venerida; Veneridae
Product: retinol dehydrogenase 11-like
Exons: 6
Coding region: 36-1013 (325 amino acids)
Source: RefSeq, a predicted model, not a curated record